Molecule: messenger RNA, 1887 nt
Organism: Cydia strobilella
Lineage: Eukaryota; Metazoa; Arthropoda; Insecta; Lepidoptera; Tortricidae
Gene: Nelf-A
Product: negative elongation factor A
Exons: 11
Coding region: 48-1853 (601 amino acids)
Biological process (GO): negative regulation of transcription elongation by RNA polymerase II
Cellular component (GO): NELF complex
Source: RefSeq, a predicted model, not a curated record
UGAAUGCAGAUGCGUCAACAGUGGCACGUCACUAUCUCAGUUGCAAGAUGGCGAACGUGCGGGAUAGUGACACAUCCUUGUGGCUCCAUAAUAAACUCGGAACAUCGAACGAUUCCUGGACAACUGGUUCAAUUUGUACACAAUUAAAUGCUGAAGUGUUAAAGAAUAUUAAGGAUUGUUUUCCAGAUUUGCAAACACAAGUGAAACUAAAAUUAUUGUUGAGUUUCUUUCAUAUCCCGCGCAGAAAUGUUGAAGAGUGGAGAAAUGAAUUGGAAGAGAUUAUUGAAGUGGCAGCGGUGGACUCGGACCUCUGGGUCGCCAUGCUGGCUGAGGUCCUCAAAACAUUCCCGUCACAGGGCACCCUUAACACCGAGAUAGCAGAGUUCGACGAAACUCGGCCGAUAUUCAGUGACAUGAUCGGGGAGCUCCGGAAAGCCCUGGCUAAGCAUUCGGAACUGGGAUUGUUGCCAUUAGAGUGCCUAUAUUUGAAUAAGAAUGCCUUAGUAUCUGUGGUUGGCCAGCAAGCAAACCCAGUAAAACACUUCACACUAAAACGCAAACCCAAGUCCGUGGCGCUCCGGAGCGAACUACUAGCCAAGGCGGCCGAGGUGCAAGCCAACCAGAAGAAGGCUCAAGCCCCCACCGUGCCCGUCCGGAGCCGUGGCAUGCCAAGGAAGAUGACUGAUACUACCCCACUGAAAGGUCUGCCGUCCCGCUGGGCGGCGCGCUCGGGCGUGGGGGGUGCGGGGGGUGUGGGGGGUGUGGGGGGCCGCGCGGCGCCCGCCGUGGCGCGCCUGCCGCCCCGCAGCGCCGGCAUCAAGCUGCUGGACAUCGCCGACCAGCCUAUCGCUCAUGCCCAUGCUAAACGGAGACGCAAGAACGAGUUGGAAGAGGCGUCCUCGAACAAGAAGCCGGCGCCGGCGCCCGCGCCCGCGCCCGCGCCCGCGCCCGCGCCGCCGUCGCCGCCGCCGGACUACGCGCGCGGACUCAACAACUACCAGAUGCCCAAGCAGGAGGACAACCCUACCGCUGGUCCGGCGGAGGCUGCUGCGGGCUCCCCCCCUCCCCCGCGCGCGUCCCCCCCCCCCUCCCCCUCCCGCGCCCCACCCCGCGGCCGCCGCCGAGCGCGCGCCGCCGCACCCGCCCAGCCCCAUGGUACCGGUGCGAAACCGAUCGUAAUCGGUCAACAAGGCAAACUAUUGAUAGCGGGACAAGGCGGAACGAAGCCAUUACUGCUGUCGGCGCCUACUCUCCUCAAUACAUCAGCUGUGCUACUGCAACCUGGAGGCAAGGCUGUGCUACUGCAGAACAUCAAACCGGUGACGCAGACCGUGGUGCAGGCGGCGCGGCCCGCGCUGCAGGUGGCGCCGCAGCCGCAGCCGCAGCCGCAGCCGCAGCCGCAACCGCAACCCGUCGUGCAGGUGGCGGACGGCGUGGCGGCGGCGCCCGCGCAGCCGCUGCUGCCGCGUAGGGGGCUGUCGCUCACGCGUGAACAAAUGCUGGAAGCGCAAGAUAUGUUCCGCAACGCCAACAGAGUCACGCGGCCCGAGAAGGCGCUCAUACUUGGUUUCAUGGCUGGCUCCAGAGAUAACCCCUGUCCGAACCUAGGCAACAUAGUGACAAUAAAACUGUCGGAGAACAUCGAAAACGUGCUGCAGUCAGACGACACCUACCUCACGAUGCUCUCCGAGAUGCACUUCCAGAUGAACUACAACAACGGGCAGUGGACGCGCCUCAAGAAGUACCGCCACAUCGACGGCAUGCUGCCGCAGAAGAUCCCGCCCGGCUCCACCGUCAUCGCGGCCAACAACCAGCAGCCCGCCGUCUCCAUACCCAACCAGAGCGUCAGUUAAGAUUAGCUGGCUCCACCGUCAUCGCGGCCAACAA